Dendrobium catenatum is the source of this 1210-nucleotide messenger RNA. RefSeq names its product 2-oxoglutarate and iron-dependent oxygenase JMJD4. Gene Ontology annotation, molecular function: sequence-specific DNA binding; histone H4R3 demethylase activity. The transcript has 7 exons. The record is from RefSeq and is a predicted model, not a curated record. NCBI's taxonomy places the organism in Eukaryota, Viridiplantae, Streptophyta, Magnoliopsida, Asparagales, Orchidaceae. The coding region runs from base 22 to 915 and encodes 297 amino acids. Gene Ontology annotation, cellular component: cytoplasm; nucleus. Gene Ontology annotation, biological process: protein hydroxylation; positive regulation of translational termination; negative regulation of gene expression.
AUCAACUAUAUAUGCACUAUCAUGUUGCAAUGUUGCAUGGGUGUCAAGAGUCAAGACACGAUUUGCGUUAUGGAGAUUGGAGCGAAGGUGGAGAGAGUGGACGGGCGGAAGCUUGGUUACGCGGAUUUCGUCGAUCGAUAUCUCAAGAAUAAUCUCCCCGUGGUUCUUACGGACCUUAUGGAUGGAUGGCAGGCCUGCACUGAUUGGGUCACUGCCGAUGGCCGACCAAAUAUCCGCUUCUUCGCUGACCAUUUCGGCAAAUCCAUGGUUCAGGUUGCAGAUUGCUGUAAAAGAGUUUUCACAGAUCAGAAAAGGGUCGAGAUGUCUGUCUCUGAGUACACCGACUAUUGGCUCAGUAUUUCUUCUACUAAGUGUAAUAAAGUUGCAAACAGCAAUGGUGGCACUGAAUCUUUGUUGUACCUGAAGGACUGGCAUUUUGUCAAAGAGUAUCCUGAUUAUAUCGCCUACACGACUCCAUCUUUUUUUGUUGAUGAUUGGCUCAAUCUUUACCUUGAUAGUCACCGCUUGCAUCGUGAUUCAGACAUUACUCAAGAUAAAAAUGAAACAAAUUGUGCUGAUUACCGAUUUGUUUACAUAGGAGUUAAAGGUACUUGGACCCCACUUCAUGCUGAUGUUUUCAGGUCGUAUAGCUGGUCUGCUAAUGUAUGUGGGAAAAAACUGUGGUUUUUGUUACCACCUUCACAGUGUCACCUUAUCUUUGAUAGGUACCAAAAGAGUUCAGUCUAUGAUGUUUAUGCUGAUAUCUCUGAAAAGAAGUUUCCUGGCUUUAAAAAGGAAAGGGGAAGGAGCCCUUGGGACAAUAAAAAGAGGCUGUUUGGUGGGAAUGCACUCAAGAACAGAAUGAGAUUAUCUUUGUUCCAAGUGGGUGGUAUCAUCAGGUCCAUAAUUUGGUGAGAACUACAAUCUUGCUUAAAACAAACAUACUGUGAAAUUUUCUCUCUGCAAGUUGCCUUUUCCCACUUUAAAUGAAAAGUCAUAAUUAUGUAUUCAUUUGCAAGAAGUGCUUUAGCGUAUUUCAUUUUAUAUACCAUUUGAAUGCAUGUAUGGUUGAUACAAAUGCAAACAACCCAGAAUGAAUGUAAAUUGUACAUUAAAUUGAAUGCAAAAAUGAUAUCUUCAUUCAUAUUAAGACUCUCUUGUACUAUUGAAGCAAAAACAAAAUGAAAUAUACAUGCAUAAUGAGAUGUGA